Molecule: messenger RNA, 333 nt
Organism: Lathyrus sativus (Indian pea)
Lineage: Eukaryota; Viridiplantae; Streptophyta; Magnoliopsida; Fabales; Fabaceae
Source: the annotation of a GenBank genome assembly
AUGGCUUCAAGAUCUGUGGACGGAGAACAAUCAACUCAACUGAAGAUGAUUAUAACGCCAUGCUUUCAACCAUUGAUGUUGAACUUCUCAAACGAGCUUGGCAGAACGAGAAGGCAUGCCCUUGAGAUUCUUCCUUUUCAAUUUGAUUUAACCGCUUGUGUCAGAGAACAAAUUGAAUUUAUGGAAGAAACUAUGGAGGAAAAAUCUAUUGUUGGGAUUGACCCUCUUUCAGUGUCUUUGUAUCAAAUAGACUUGGAUAGAACCCUCGUUCUAUUUAGGUCGUAUCUUCGCAUCCGUAUCUUUAAGGUAAACAACCAUAGAAUUAGAGGUUAG